Messenger RNA from Plectropomus leopardus (leopard coralgrouper), 1904 nucleotides. RefSeq names its product fibroblast growth factor 7 (gene fgf7). Gene Ontology annotation, molecular function: growth factor activity. The record is from RefSeq and is a predicted model, not a curated record. NCBI's taxonomy places the organism in Eukaryota, Metazoa, Chordata, Actinopteri, Perciformes, Serranidae.
CAGAGUCAGCCUGCCAGAAUCAGGGAGACAUCCAUGGGAAUUGACAGAAUCUCCAAGCUCUUGCUUAGCUUUACUGCACUACUGGGCUUGGUUUACAACUGAGACUACAGCUUUAGAAUUACAGAGUCUUCAAAUUAAACCUCUCUCUGAAAGGGAACACACCUUUGACAACUCCUGUCAUCCCUCUGAGCACAUUGAUAUCCUGUAUAACGUUUCCUGAACUGGAUUAUGACGUCCCUUUUCGGACUAUGGCCCAAGAGGAUGGAGCAGUCACCGCAGACCGUCACUGAGGACUAAAGAGACGUCUCAUAAUACCGUCACCUGUCUUCAGACCCCACUCCAGCUUAAGCCAACCCCAACAAGCUCCGCAAAGUCUCCUCCACAACCUGUCUCAAGGUCCCACUAGAAGCCCCUGCUGCAAGAACAGGGACCAACACAAGGGUCACAAGUGAGGGAGCAGGGGGUCGCCGGGCUGAGGGAUAGCGCGCAAUCUCUGUCUCACAUUUAAGUAUGUUGUUCAUUGAUCCCCACUGCAUUGUAUUAUAAUGCGCAAAUGGAUGCUGACAUGGAACCUUCAAAAUCUGUUCUCCGGACUCUACCUGCACGCAAUUUUCCUGUUCGGCAGCGUGUGUGUGGUCUACAGUGACUGCACUCCAGAGCAACUUGCCGCCAUCAUGAACUGCUCCAAACACGAGCGCCACACUAGGAACUACGACUACAUGGAGGGAGGGGACGUGCGCAUCCGACAACUGUACAGCCGCACGCAGUGGUUCCUGACAAUUGAUGACUUUGGCAAUAUCAACGGGACUCAAGAUGUCACCAACUGUUACAGUAUCCUGGAGAUCAGGACAGUGUCUGAGGGAGGCAUACUGGCUAUCAAAGGAGUGAAGAGUCAGUAUUAUAUCUCUAUGAACAAGGCUGGACAGCUGCAAGGCAAGAGGAUCUACAAUGAAAACUGCAACUUCAAGGAGGUUUUCCUAGAAAACUAUUUCAAUGCUUACUCCUCUGUAAAGUGGACUAAAAAUGGCAAAGAAAUGUUCAUAGCUCUGUCUCAGAAGGGACGGCCAAUGCGAGGGAAGAAGACCAGAAGGGAGCAUGUAGCAUCUCACUUCAUCCCUAUAAAGUGCAGGGAGGAGGAGAGGAGGGUGGACUCAUAAAAGCUAAAAAGGACUAUUUGUGUAUGAUUUCCGUCAAAUAUUAUAUAUGUUAACAGACACAUGUAAACUCAUUACCAACAUCACGCUCCACUCUCCUCCAGUUGUAGAUUAGUUAUAUAAGGUUCCAUAAUAUGUUGUAAUUUACACAAGCAACAGAUAUCAGAAGGGCACAUUGAAGUAUUCCAAAAAUCCUCAAACAAGAUGUUGAGACAAGGAAAUAUUUGACAUAACUUCAGCUGGUAAACAAACUGUAAAAUCACUACUCAAUGUUAUUGUUAUUUUGAGUUAAAUAUUAUAUUUCCUUAUAAAACAGUUAAGUGUUUUCUUAUAAAACAGUAAAAUGUAUUAUGCACAGUCGGGACUGUAUCCUUUUCCAAAGAUGAUCUACACCCAGCCAGAUGAGGAGACCUGUUUGAUCAACACAAAGGUCCAGAACGGAGAUUUGGCUUGACCAAGAUGUGCUGAAGCAAGCUGGACUUGUCUUUUUUUACUGGUACAAGUGCUCAGAGCACACAAAACAGAGGCACAAUAAACUACAAUGGCAUGUUCAGUAAAAUUAAGUGUGUGUAGGACAAUCUGUUUGUGGAUGAUCUGUUUUUGAUCUGUCUGUUCUUCCUGCAUUGAAGACCAGACUCUGGUCGAAUGCAUUGUAGCUGCUCACUGAUUCCCUCUUCAUUAUCAAGGUGUGAUUUUGAAAUGCUAAAAUAUUCUGCUGCUGCUGAAAAGAUAUCCAGAUUAAAAUACAAA